UCGAAACUAUGCCGACGAUGCCUUUGCCUGACGCUGUCAAAUCAUUGUUGAAGCAUCUGCAAGAUGGAUUUGGGUUAUAUGUUAUUCCGUAUGGUCUAAAGACAAAGCUUCACGAUCCUCAAUCAAUUCUGACCGAAAUAAUUCCCGAAUCUGCCUAUUUUGAUUCGAGCGAAAUGUCUGAUCAUACUAUUAACACCUUAUGGAGCGAGCUUGAAAGGGUGCGCCUUGAUGCAAUCGAUUGUGAAUCAUAUGCAAAAGACGAGAAUGCUUGGUGUCUGGAUGUUGUGCAACCAAUAUUAUCUUCUGACAAGCAUGAAAACAGCAAAUUAAAUUUAAUCAGCGUGCAAUCCCAGCAGAUUGAUCAGUCGCUCCUUCCAGUCACAAGAGAUGGCGUGAAACAUAUUAACAAAAAGACCGACUACGCUUUCUUUUUCUCCCCUCGAGACCCGGAAGUCUCGGGCCUGUAUCAAAAGCUGAGCAUCGGUGGUCGUGGCAUGCAAAUCAGCCACACCACCGAUGCUUUCAGCAAGAGAGUGACACUGUUCUCCGGAAUUGAGGUCAAGGCGGCGGACGGGCGCAAGUAUGAGGCACUAGCGCAGCUAGCCAAAUGGCUAGCUGCCAGCCUCGAGAUGAACCGGAAGCUUGGAAUUCUGGCUCAAGGCGAAAAUGCCGAUCAGCCUGGUUGGCUCUUGCCAACCGUAGGCCACGUCGUCGUGGGCCAUGACUGGCUCACGUAUCUCUGUUACAAGGCAGAAAAUGUCGUGCGUGUCCUGGGCCCCAUCGAUGCACUCUCGGCGAACAGCAGGUCAAUUUACGGCAUAAUCAAGCUCCGUGACCUGCACCGCCGAGUCAACAGAUAUGCUACCGAUGUCUAUUGGCCAUGGGUACGAGACGAGAUCCUCCGGCCUCUGGCCUCGAAGGCGUAAAGAUUGCAAUGAGGGUUCCCGAGAGAUGACUACAUUAGCAUCAAGAAUUUAUAUGGCUGUUCUUUUUUUCUUUUUCUCUUUUUCUUUUUUCUAGAUUUGAUACCAAGAAGAUGUUAUGGUGGCUCUUGUGGUGAUGGCGUACCAUUCCCUUUGUCUUAUCGUGUUAUGGAUUUUACCACCAUUACUGUGAACCAUGUGUGUAUUUGCUAUGGUGGCUAGAUUUAAAUAUUCCGAGCU
Molecule: messenger RNA, 1163 nt
Organism: Xylona heveae TC161
Lineage: Eukaryota; Fungi; Ascomycota; Xylonomycetes; Xylonales; Xylonaceae
Exons: 4
Coding region: 9-926 (305 amino acids)
Source: RefSeq, a predicted model, not a curated record